AAACCUUUUAUUUUUUAAUUACUAUUUCAGAAACCUGUUGAUAGGUUAAAUUCAAUUUUUUUGACACAAGUGACCUAUGGCUGCACCUGUAGAUCAUGAAUUCAACAAGGAUAUGGUUGAACGAACAGCAGCAGAUUUUGCAACAUUGUUUAGUGUGACAUCACAGACAAAUAUGACUGCGAUUGAGGAAAGCAUGGAAGCUGUCAUGACUCGCCUUGAUGAAUUAUAUGGAAUGUUGGAUAUGAUUCGCACAGACAGUACAUUAGCCACUACUGAGCUCCUGCCGGCUGUGAGAGCAAAAAUGGACGCUUUGUCGCCGUUAUUUCACCAAAUAGACCAACUGGAGAAAUUUGUAGAGACAGUAUACAAAUCAGUUACAGAGAUGGAAAAAGCUGUAAAAGUUGCAGACAGUGAAUUCAGCACCUUGAACUCAAUUAAAAAAGUGGUUUCUGGUUUUUCAUUCCUUGGAAUUGGAAAGAAAACAGAACUGCAACGUCAUAAUGACCAUUCUAAUAUCAGCAUACCUGAAGCCUUUGUUCCAUCAGAAUAUUUAAAUUUAAAAAGUGCUGAUUCAUCGAAAGAGAUUAAUGAGUCCGCAGAAUAAUCUUAAAAUGUUUUGUUCAUGUGCAAUAUUUGUUGUUUUCUCUUUUACAGCUGUUAAUUUUAUUAAUGUUUAAAUGAAUGUAUUUAAUUUUUUAUGUCCCAUUUUAUUGCUGUUUUAUUAAUCUUUUUGUUCAAAAUUGUCAGUAUAUAUUUCUGUUGUACUUUUCUUGAAUUUUAGUGAAAAUUAUAUUAUAUUAUAUUUGUUUUAGUUUAAUAUAUCAUAUAUUUUUUUCUUGAGUGCCUAUGUUUGGGAAUUUCAUAAAAUGACUAAACUUUUUUACUCUCCUGAUGAAAACCUAAACGUGCUGGCAUGACUCUUUUAAAAAAGCUUUUACCAAAUUAACAUUAAAAAUAUCCCAAUAUUUUUUUCAG
Molecule: messenger RNA, 975 nt
Organism: Ciona intestinalis (vase tunicate)
Lineage: Eukaryota; Metazoa; Chordata; Ascidiacea; Phlebobranchia; Cionidae
Product: biogenesis of lysosome-related organelles complex 1 subunit 4-like
Cellular component (GO): BLOC-1 complex
Source: RefSeq, a predicted model, not a curated record